Molecule: messenger RNA, 8930 nt
Organism: Chlamydomonas reinhardtii
Lineage: Eukaryota; Viridiplantae; Chlorophyta; Chlorophyceae; Chlamydomonadales; Chlamydomonadaceae
Exons: 22
Coding region: 289-8712 (2807 amino acids)
Biological process (GO): double-strand break repair via homologous recombination
Cellular component (GO): cytoplasm; chromosome; nucleus
Molecular function (GO): 3'-5' DNA helicase activity; nucleic acid binding; zinc ion binding
Source: RefSeq, a predicted model, not a curated record
CCAUCGCUCGGUCACUCAGUUUUGUAUAUUACUCAUAUGAUUGCUGGAGCCAGGAAGAUUAUAGCUAGUCUGCCGAAUGGUCCCAAAACUAAUCCGACUUGCCGCUGUCACUACCAGCAUUCAAGCAAGGGCCGUUUCCAGAGUAGCCAUACUGUAUAGUACGCAUACAUAACACAUUCAUUAUACAGAAGCAAUACAAGAUUUGCGAUUUCAAGGCGAGUUACCCUAUGCAAGCAGAGGCCGUGCGUUGCCGCAGAGCCAUGUGGGAUAUCUAAUCAAGAAGUAGGAAUGGAGGAGCUGAGGACGCGGCUGCUGCCGUUGGCACAGUGGGCCGCGAAGUUCAAGCGCCAGGAGAACAGAUGCCCGCAGCUGGAGGACGUUCCGCCGAACCUAUCGCACCUGUGGUCCGAGUUCCAGAGAGCCAAGGCGGUACUACCAUCCAAAACUGCAGCACCGGCACGAAGCGCUGCGUCGCCAACCAAACGAGCAGCCUUAGCUAGCAGCUCCCCCGCUCGUCGACCGCUCACCAGCAGCGCAGAUGCCGGCGCGUCCCCGGCGCAGCUGCUGUCCCCCAGCCGGCGAGCUGCGCGACCCAUCGUCGCGAGCGCGCUGCGGCACCUGCAGGCGCGCCGCGAUGCCGCCGCGGCCACCGCCCUGGCCUCCGCAGCGGCGGGCUCGCCCUCGUCCCCUUCACUCAGCGGCUCGCUGCCUGGGCAGCGGUCCGGAGCCGGGGGCAGCCCAGGCGGGGGGAAGGAGAACGAGGGUGCUGCUGCAGCUGCAGUCGGCGGCAAGGGCCAGGACCUCAGUAAGGCGCCUUGCUCAGCGCCCUCGGCUGCCCCGCCGCCGCAGUCGACGCCCCUGCGGGCAAGGGGCGUAGCGGGCGGCCUGCGGAGCCCCUUCGGCCGCGGCCGCGCAGGUCUGGGUCAAGCGCACGGCGGCGGCGGCGGCGAUGGCGAGGAGGACCAGGAGGAGGACCAGGAGGAGGACCAGGCGGAGGAGGAGCAGGAGGAGGAGGAGGUGCCGCCCACGCCGCUGUCCGCGCAGCGACCCCUCAGCGCCGCACGGCCCGGUGCCGGCAUUGCCGGUGCAGGUGCAUGUGCCCGCCUGCUUGCGGCCCCCGGCGGUGCGCUGCGGGGCCCUGCCGCUGGCGCCGCUGGUGCCGCUGGUGUCGCUGGUGCCGCUGCUGGCACUGACGAGAUGGAGGUGGUGGUGGUGGCGGACUCGGUGGUCAAAGCCACGCCGCCAGGCAGUGACCGGGCGGCGGCGGGGCGCAGGCGCGGCCGCAGCAGCCUGGCAGGCCGCCGCAGCGGGGGCAGCAGGCUGGGGCUGGGGCUGGGGCUGGGCGGCGGCGUCAGCGACGGCGAAGGCGCGGAGGAGGGGGAUGACGAGGACGAUGACGAUGACGAGGAUGAGGAAGGCGGUGGUGGAGGGCUCUUUGGUUACGGUCUAUUCACCAGCGGCGGUGGCGGCGGCGGUGGCGGCGGCGGUAGCAAGGCAGGGGCUGGGCUCGGGGGUGUGGCGGCAGUGCGGCCGCCCGCACCCCUGUUUGCGGACCUGUCAGCCGCCGCCUUGCCCGCACCUGCGCCUGCUCCCCGCGGGGCACUCACAGCCGCCACUGCUGCCGCCGCUGCGGCCGCCUCCGGCCCCAGCCGAGUGGCGGCGGCGGCGGCGGCGGCGGCGGCGGCGGCGGGCAGUCCGGGCCGGCGGCUGGCUCGGCAGCUGUCAGCGCCCCGUGGCCCCCGGCACUCCCUGGGCGGGCCCGCUACUGCCGCUGCUGCUGCCGGAGCUCUGGGCGCUACUGCCGCAGCUGCUGCUGCUACUGCCGGCGGUGGUGCUGGCGGGCGGUCCCGUCUGUCCCGCCACUCCAUGGGCGGAGCAGCAGCAGCAGCAGGCGGCUCCGGCCUCGGCCCCAGUGGCAGCAGUCUGCUUGCACCAAGUCUAUCGGCAGGGGGCGCAGCAGCAGCAGCAGCAGCAGCAGCAGCAGCAGGACCAGCAGCAGCAGUAGCAGGGCCACCAUUGCGGAAGGCAGUCGGGGCCGGCGCCGCCGCGGGGGCGGCCGCCACGGCCGCGGCCGCAGUCGCAGCCGCCGCGCGCAACCCCUUCAGCCGAGCCGACAGCCUGCGUGCGGUUGAGGCGCAGCGGCGGCGGGCGGCGGCGGAGGCGGCGGCCGCCGCGGCGGCUGCUGCUGAUGAGGCGGCGGCGGACGCGCGUGUGGCGGGUAUGGUGGCCAAGGCGACGUGCGUGUCUGCUGCGUCGGGUCGGGCGGGGGCGCGGGUGACGGCGGACGCCGCGGCGGCGGCAGCGGCGGCUGCGCGUGGGGGCAGUCGCGGGCAGCUGCCGCAGCAGCCGGCGGCGGCGGGCGCUGCGCAAGCCUUGCCGGCCAACAUGGGAUGGGCGGAGCUGCCGACUGGCAGUGGCGGCGGCGCCGCGGCCGGCCAAGAGGGGGAUGGCGGAGCGGCGGCGUCGCCGUUCAGCCCGAUGGCCAAGGUGCUGCCGCGGCGGCGGCUGCUGGCGGCGGGCGGCGGCGGCGGCGGUGAUGGGGGCGGAGAGGUUGGCCGGGAUGGCGACCAGGCCGCACACGAGGGCGUGGUGGCGUCCUUUGGCGCGCUGCUGGCCGCACACCAGACCCGCGGGCCGGCAAGAGGCGGCGGCGGCGGCGGCAUGGGUGGUGAUGGGGGCGGCGGCGGCGGUGAUGGUGAUGAGGAGAUGGCGGAUGAUGUGGCGAUUCGGCAGGCGGCGGAGGGCUACAACGCACUGGCGGCGGAGGCGGAUGCGGCGCUCAUGCUGCGGCGCGGUGCCGGCGGCGGCGGCGGCGGAGGAGGAGGAGGAGGAGGAGGAGGAGGAGGGGGAGGAGCCGGAGGUGUUGGCGGCGGCGGCGGCGGCGGCGGCGGCUGCAAUGACGCGCAGGCGGAGAUGCGGCGCAUGGUGCUACGGGAGGCGGUGGAGGAGGUGGACAUGGACAAACUAGCGCUGCUGGGACCCGAGGCGGCGGAGGCGGCCGGCGUCACGGCGGGGGGUGUAGCACCGGCAGUAGCAGCGGCAGCAGCAGCAGCAACAGCCGCAGCGGCGCCGAAGGCAGCUAUAGCAGCGGAGGCGACAGAGCAGCUAGAGCCGAAUCGGAGAGCCGCGGCAGGGGCUGCUACAGCCGCAGCGGCUACAGCGCCUGCUGCUACAGCCGCCCCUGCACCCGGCCCUUCGAGGCCCGGUGCUACUGCCGGGUGGGACGUGGCGUUUGAGCUGCUGCCGGCGGCGGUGCGGGAGGAGGUGGCGCGCCGGCGGCAGGAGGAGGCGGCGGCGGCGGCGGCGGCGCUGCAGAUGCCGCCAGGCGCCGCCGCCGCUGGUGCCGCUGGUUCGGAGGCCGCUGCGGUGGCGGCGCCAACCAAGGCUGCGGCUGCUGCGGCUGCUGCUGCUGCGGCUGGUGCGGUGCGGGGCCGCCGGGCGGGCGGGAAGGCGGGCUCAGCCGCUGGCCGGCAUGGGGGUAUGGGUGAUGUGGCAGUGGCAGGUGUGGGUGCGGGUGACGGCUCUGGGGCUGCGGCAGCUCCCCACACCGCGGCGGCGGCGGCGGCGGCGGCAGGGGCCCCUGCACCGCCCGCCACUGGGCCGCAGCCGCCGCCGCCGCCGCCGGCAGCACCAGCCCGGACCCGGCGCGCCCCGGCUCGCCAGCCCAAGCCCAAGCAGCAGCAUGAGCAGGAGCAGGAGCAGCAGGCGGCAGGGGUGGUCGGGGCGGGCGGUGGUCAGAGGGGUGAGGCCAUGGAGGGGGUGGAGGGCGCAGCCGGUGAGGGUGGCGGCGGCGGUGGCGGAGGCGGCGGCCAAGGAGCGGUGGGUGCGGGUGAGGCUCGGGCGGAGGCCCAGGAGGAGGAGGAGGAGGAGGUCGGGGCCCGCCGCAGUUGGCGCCCAGCCGCGGUGGCGGCGGCGGCGCGGCUGCAGCGGCGGCCGUCGGGGCGGAGGGCGGCCGCGGCGGCGGCGGCAGCAGACGGGGAUGGCUAUGGGGAUGAUGGAAUGGAGGAGAGCUCAGAGGAGGAGGAGACGGCUACCAGCGGCGGGGACUCAGACGUGGAUAUGGAUGGCGGCAGCGGCAGUGGCAGCGGCAGUGGCAGUGACAUGAGUGGGGAUGAUGGGGAGGAGGAGGAGGGCGGCGGCGGCAGCAGCGCCGGCAGUAGCGGCAGUAGCAGCAGCAGUGACGAGGAGGAGGAGGAGGACUACAAGCGGCCGCGCGCCAGGGCCGCCGCCGCACAGGCAAGGGCCUCAGCACGCCGGCCCGCCCCCGCUCGCCGCGCUACUGCCGCUGCUUCUGCCGCUGCUACUGCCGCCACUGGCACUGCUACUGCCAACGGCGCCGCAGCGAAUGAAGCCGCCCCGCCCCAGAGGCCGCCGCGGGCGCCGGCCCGGAGGAAGGCGGCCGCCGCCGGUGCUACUGCCGACGGUGCUACUGCCGACGGCGGUGCGACGGCUGCUACUGCCACUGCCGCCACCAGGACGGCACCCGCCAAGCGCACGCGCAAGGCCGCAGCUGCUGGCAUCGGGUUGGGAGGCAGCGGCGGCGGCGGCGGUGGCGGCGGCGGCGGCGGCUUUGGCGGCCGUGGUGGCGGUGGUUGUGGCGGCGGAGGCGGUGGUGGUGGACGAGGCUUUGCUUCAGGGGGCGGCAGCGGCGGCGGCGGCGGUGGUGGCGGCGGCGCCUUUGGUAUGGACCUGCUCGGCCUCCCCACCGCUGGUGCCGGCAUGGCCGCCGCCGCAGCCGCCUCUGCCGCAGCCGCAGCUGCCACGGGCACCGGCUCGGCCGGCACCGCCGCUGCACCCGCCGCCGCCGCCGCCGCCGCCCCCGCCGCCGCCAAGCCAGUGCGCGAGGCGCGCCGCACCAUCCGUGACGCCGGCAACUUUGUCAAGAUGGCGUCCAGUGGCUCGCGGCCCAAGCACAGCUUCGGGUUCGCGGGGCGCAGUGCGGCCAGCGGGAGGGCGCUCAAGACGCGCAAGCGGCGCAUCAUCAACGGCAAGGUGUUCAUCACGGGCGGCCGUGCCCCCGGGGCGGCGGGGCAGGGGGCGGACUUCCUGGAGGGGUUCGGGGGAGGCAGCCGCUGCUUCAAGUGCGGCGGCACGGGCCACUGGGCUCGCGACUGCCCCGGCACCGCGGGACUGGGCUCGCCCUCAAAAAGGGCGGGAGCGGCGGCGGCAGGGGCGGGAGGGGCGGCGGGAGGGGCAGCAGCAGCAGCAGCGGGCGGCAAGGCGGCGACGGCGGGGACGGGGCAGGAGGCGGGAGCCUCCGCCGCCGCCACCGCCGCAGGCGCGGCCGCCACCGCGGGUGCCGCAGGCGCAGCUGGCGGUGGUGGCGGUGGUGGUGGUGGUGCGGGGGGUCGUGUGGGUGAGGGGUUUGGCGGCGGCGGCAUGUACGUGAUGCGGCAGGGCAGGCACGCGCCAGCACACCUGGCGGCGCUGGCGGCGGCGCACCCGCAGGAGCCGCUGGACUGGCACGCGCUCCUGCCCGACCUCAUUCCCGCACCCGAGGCACCCGAGGCGGUGGAGGGCCCCGGGGCAGCAGAGGGCGGCGGUGAAGGAGCCAGCGGCAGUGGCGGCGGCGGCGCCAAUGACGGUGGCGGCACCAGCGGCGGAGGUGGCGGCGCCCCCAGUGGGGACCCGGCCAGCAGGGCAACCAGGGCAGCGGCGCAGCGGCCGCCUGCUGGCCCCCCGCCUGGGAAGAAGGCGGGCGCCGCGGCCGAUGGCAGCGGGGAGACGGCGGCUGCGGCGGCUGCGGCUGCGGCUGCGGAUGUGGGUGCGGGUGAGGCCGACUUAAGCGAGGUCGCCGCCGCCGCCGAUAGGGAGAUGGUGGAGGUGGAGGUGGAGGAGGAGGCGGCGGCGGCACAGCCGAAUGUUGGCGGGGAGGAGGCGGAGGCCGCGUUGGCCGCGCCUGCGGAGGCGGAGGCGGAGGGGUCUGGAGGGGCAGCGGCAAUGCAAGUGGAUGCGGCGCCAGGGGUGGCGGAGGCAGGGGUGGUGGAGGUGGCGAUGGAGGUGGCGAUGGAGGUGGAGGUGGCGGAGGGGGGCACGCUGCGUCCGCCGCCGCCGCCGCCGCCACAGGAUGUGGAGGGCGAGGGCGAGGGGGCACAGGAGGCCGGGGCAGCUGAGGUGGCCCCCGCUGCCCCUACCGCACAGCCACCCCAAACCCAACAACCCCAGCCGCCCCAAGCCCAGCCGCCGCCCCAACCCCAGCCGACACCCCCCCAGCCGCCGCCGCCGCCCCCCCAGCAGGUCACGCAGCUCACGCACGAGGCGGCGGCGGCUCUGAGCGAUGAGGCGCUGGCGGGGGUGGUGACGGCGGUGUGGGGGCACGCGGGGUUCCGGGGGCGGCAGCUGGAGGUGGUGCGGGCGGUGCUGGGGGGGAGGGGCAUGCUGGCGGUGCUGCCCACGGGCGCGGGCAAGUCGCUGACGUACCAAUUGCCAGCCAUACUGAUGCCGGGCAUCACGCUGGUUGUGUCGCCGCUGCUGGCGCUCAUGGAUGACCAGCUCACACACCUGCCGCCGCUGCUGAGGGGCAGGGGCGCGUGCCUUAGCGGGCAGCAGAGCAGGCAGCAGGUGGAGUCUGCGCUGGCUGCUGCGGGCCGCGGGGCUGUGAAGCUGCUGUACGUGGCGCCCGAGAAGCUGCUCACGCCCUGGCUGCUGGCGGCCAUACGCGGGCUCACCAUCAGCCUGAUUGCUGUGGACGAGGCGCACUGUGUGGCGGAGUGGGGUCACUCCUUCCGGCCUGCAUACCUGCGGCUGGGCUACGUGCUGCGUCACGUGCUGCGUCCGCGCUGUGUGCUGGGCCUGACAGCUACCGCCACCGCCGCCACAGCAGCAGAGGUGGCGGCGGUGCUGGGGCUUGGGGCGGCGGCGGCAGGAGCGGCGGGAGGAGGAGGAGCAGGAGGGGGAGGGGUGGCGGCGGCGGUGCCUACAGCCGGUGCUGCUGCUACUGCUGCUGCGGCUGCUGCUACUGCCGGCGCCCCCACUGCUACUGCCGGCGCCCCCUCGCCUCCUCCGCCUCCGCCCCUGGCGCCCUACCUGAUCAAGGAGCCGCCGCUGCGGACCAACCUGCGGCUCAAGGUGGUGCACGUGCCCCCCGGCUCGGGCGAGUCGGGUCGCUCGCGGCAGCUGCUGCUGAGCCUGCUGCGCGCCCCCGCGCCCGGGCUGGGCGGCUGCGGCAGUGUGCUUGUGUAUGUGUCCAUGCAGUGGCAGGCGGACGAGCUGGACUACCUGCGCUUCCGCUCGCUGGCCUUCUCCAACUCCGCCGAGCUGUCCGCCGUGGAGGCCUUCCUGGCCAAGGUGUUCAGCCCCCGGCCCCUGCUAGGCAGUAGCAGCAGCAGCAGCAGCAGUAGCAAUGGCAGUAGCAGCACGUCCUCCUCCUCCUCUUUCGGGGUGCUACAGCUCAGCUCGCUGGCCGAGUCGCACGACCUACCCGAGGAGGCGGCGGAGAGCCUCAUGAGCUACCUGCAGCAGGGGCCCGGCGAGGUGGCGGCGGCUGUAGCAGGUGCAGGAGGCGGGGCGGCUGUAGCAGGAGCAGGUGGUGGUGGUGGCGGCUACAGCGGCGGCGGCUACGUGUCUGUGCUGCCCAGCUGCAGCGCUCGUGUGCACGUGUACUUCCACCGCUGCCAGCCCGCGGUGCUGGCGCGCAGCUGGCCGGUGGUUGCGGCGCUGCUGGCCACAAAGCCGAGGGUGCACAGGGGCUGCUACAAGUUGGACAUGGCGGCCCUGGUGGCGGCGGCGCCGGGCGGCGGCAUGAGCAGCUCUCAGGCUCUGCGGCAGUUGGCGCAGCUGGCGGGAUUGGGCCAGAUCCACUUCGAGCCGCAGCCGGGGGCCAAGAACAGGUGCCUGGCCUGGCAACUGCUGCGGCCGCCGCCACCCGACUCCGCGGGCGGCCUGAGCGCCCUGGCGGCGGCGCUGCACUCCCGGCUGUGCGCGCAGACGGCGGCGGCGGCGGCGCGGCUGGACCUGGUGUGGGGGCUCAUGGCGGGAGCCUGGGAGGCGGGAGGCCCCAGUGAUGCCGGCCAGGAGUCCUUCCUGCGCCCGCGUGUCACCGCCUACUUCGACGACCCCCACUUCCACCUGCUGCCAGGAGGAGGAGGAGGGGGAGGAGGAGCAGGAGAUGGAGGAGGAGGAGGGGGAGGAGGGGGAGGAGCGCCCGGGGGAGGAGCGGGAGCGGGAGCAGGGGCGGCGCUGCUGCCUGCCGUGCCGCCGCCUCCCGCCGCCCCCGCCGGCUGUCCGCCGCUGCCGCUGUCGGGCCGCAGUGAGCGUGUGAAGCUGGAGGUGGAGGCGGCACUGACAGCCAACAGGGCUAGGCUGAGCUGCGCGUCCGCCCCGCCGCUGACGCCCACGGCUGUGGCCCGCCUGCUUCACGGCCUGGCUGGACCCGCCUUCCCCGCAGACGCCUGGCGCAAAGCGCCGGGCUGGGGCAGCCUCAAGACGCACGACUGGGCCUACGUGCGGGCGGUGGCGGCGCACGUGCUGGCCAGCCGGCAGGCGCGGGAGGCGGCGCGGGAGCGGGAGGCGCGCAAGAGGGCGCGGGAGGCAGACGGGGAGGAGGGCGGCGAGGGCGAGGGCGAGGGGGCGGAGGAGGGGGCGGGGCAGCAGCAGCAGCAGCCGCCACUGGGUGGGGCGUUGGGGCUGGGGGCGGGGCGGGCGGCUCAGCGGCCGCGGGUGGCGCGGGCGGCUGCGGAGGUGCUGGAGGCGGCGGAUGUGUACGUGCUGUGAGUGUGUGUGAGAGGCUGGAGCAGGAGGAGGCGGGGCGAGGCGGGGGGCAUCUUGGGGGCAUGUGGGAAUGGAUUCCUCGCCGUGUUUGCUUCGCUGAGUCAUGGCGCUCCCUGCAGCAAAUCGUGCGUAUCAUACGAGGACUCAGACACACACAUGCGUGAGGCUGUCCGAGUUUGCGACUGCUGGGCGGUGCCGUACUGCUGUAAACAGCUGUUCCA